Phlebotomus papatasi is the source of this 3517-nucleotide messenger RNA. Its product is annotated as zinc finger protein 239-like. Lineage: Eukaryota; Metazoa; Arthropoda; Insecta; Diptera; Psychodidae. The transcript has 3 exons. The record is from RefSeq and is a predicted model, not a curated record. Gene Ontology annotation, cellular component: nucleus. The coding region runs from base 75 to 1496 and encodes 473 amino acids.
UCGGGCUGGAAAUGUCAAAUAAAGAUUGAAAUAAAUAUUGUUUUUCAUACAAAUAAUAAGUGUAUCUCCGCGAUAUGGAGGAAAAUAGUAGAAAAUGUUAUAUUUGCACUUCUGAGACAAUAUACUAUUGGCAGAAUAUCUUCACACUGCUAACCAAACACUCAGAUACGCCAAUUUAUAAGAUCCUGGAGAGAAUCACAGGAGUGGAAUUCAUAGAGGUAGAGGAGUCUAGCAAUGCAGUUAUUUGUCAUUCCUGUUUCCUCAAAAUCGACGAAUACGACAUGGCAUUAAAAACAGUGCAGAAGAUUGAAAAUGAAUUUAUGUUCUUCCUUAAUCGACCAAAUACUGACAAGGAUACAGAGAUUAUUGUUGAAAUGAUUAAAGAAGAACAUGACAUUGCUCAUGUGUGCCUUCAGGAGAAUAUAUUCCUUGACAAAUCUAUGGUAAAAGCAGAAGAAAGACCUACGCAACAUCUAAGAAACAGGAAUGAAAGGAUAGAACCUAAAAGACUAGGAAAUUCUCGGAAAUUGCUAAAAACUGUGGAGGUUGUAGAAGAUACCACUCAGAAUGUAAAGAAAAAUAAUGAAGAUAUUAGUAGAGUCAAGGAGCACAAGCCACAAUUUGUGGAAAAUUAUACACUGAUUGAUGGAGUUCUAGAGGAAUGUUCUGAACCCGUCUAUACAAUCUCCAAAACCAAUCAUGAGCACUUAAUUAGACCAAGAACCAGGGGAGAGGAAUUACUGAGCAAUGCAAUGCAGGUUACCAGAGAUUCUAACUUAAAAAUAUUACCACAGAAGGCAAGGAAACUCUUCAAUAAAAAGCCACCACAUCCAAUCAAGUGUUCAAAAUGCUCAAAGGAUUUUCUGUCCAGGUCAGAGUACAAACUGCAUGUGAAGACUCAUGAGGAUGAUUUGAAAGUAAUUUGUUACAUUUGUGGAGCUACCUAUAAAUCUAAAUCCGCUUUAGCUAUUCAUAUGGGAGUGCAUAAUGGAGUUACUCCAUUUGAGUGUCCCAUCUGCAAAAAAUUUUUCACUCAAAAAGGAGCCCUCGUACGUCACAUGCCAAUUCACACUGGAGAAAAACCCUAUCAGUGUGAAAAAUGCGGCAAGCAAUUUAUCCACUAUUCAUCUUUCCAUAUGCAUCAAUUGUCUCAUGACGAUAUCCGGACGAAAAAAUGUCCUAUUUGUGGGCUCAAAUUGCGUUCUAAUUCUCAUCUAAAUCGGCACAUGAGAGUCCACAGUGGGGAAAAACCAUAUGCUUGUCCAACUUGUGGACAAAAAUUUGCUCAAAGGUACAACAUGACAUCUCAUUAUAAAACACAUAUGGGGAUACAUCGGAAGUAUUCAAAAACUUACACGUGUAAAGAGUGUUCGGCUGUUUUUCGGUACAAAAAGAAAUUAUGUGAGCAUAUGUUUGAGUCCCAUAAAGCUCUGGAGAAAGACACUCAUGUAUCAGUAAUUACAGAAUCCUCAAUGAAAUUAGAGAAUAUUCUGUAAUUCUAUAGGCUCUACUAGUGUAGGUAGAUAAUUCCGCAAUUGCUUGGCAUCCAGUAAUAAGGUACAUAUUUUAAUAAUUGUGAUUCUUUGAACUUUAGAUUAUCUAUCGUAGGGUGGAAUAACCGGCUAUCGCCAUGUUUAGGAAAAAAUUAAAUUCAUUUAAUCAUAACUUUUGAAUCCUUGUUACAAGAUAAGUCAAAUUUGACAUAAAGUUACUUAGAUGUAUUGGCUCUAAAUACGUGAAAACAAUAAUCCUAGAACAUAACGCUGGACUACUUAAAAAACUAAUUUUUAUUAAUAAUGCAAAAAUAACCAUUUCGUCGCCACUUUUUACCACUUUUCGCCAGUUUUGUAAAAUUUGUAACCACUUCUCGCCACCCACUUGAAAAGAACCACACUCGGUUAUUUUAGGCAAUGCUAUGAAAAGAAUACAUUCACCAUUUCUCUUUUCUUGUGAUCACUUUAUUAUUACUCUCUUUAAAUGAUUUUUCUUCACUUUUAUUUGAGAAAUCAAAUUAUGGGGCUUUUGCAGAAAGUAAACAAUGCAGAUUUGACAACUGAGAAUGUACGAAGUGAAGUUAGCGUCGCCUAUUGAAAAGAUAUGGCGACAGGUGGUAAAAUCAAUUCCAGAAUAUUACCACUUCUCGCCAUGCCUCAUUUUUAUACAAAAAUAAUAUAAAAUGAAAUAUUAAUUGACUAAAUACAAAUUUUAUGUAUUCCACAAGUGCAAUUAAAUAUUCAAUAGACAAAUUAUUUACCCAAAUAGGUAUUUUUGGCCUGAUGAAAAUUUGACGACACUUAGUACAUUUGGUAAGAGAUGUUGGAUUCGAUGCACUUGCUUAAAAUAUUGCUCUAAAAAGUGAUCAAAAUCGUGAAUCUAAAACGAAUAAUUAUUAUUUUUCGAUUCUAUGCGUAGAAGCAGAAACAAUACAAAAAAAAAUGCGACUCAUUUAUUUCAUAAAUUGCGAAAAAUAGCGAUUUCAAUGUAAGUGGCGAGAAGUGGGGCACUGGCGAGAACUGGUGAUUCCACCCUACUGGCGACUAGAUGAAAUAAAUGGAAUUAAAAUGUUGGAUUUUAUGGCAUGGCAUACCUUCCAAACAAUAUUCACAUUAGUUGUGUAUGUCAUAUAUUUUGUUGGGAGGUCGUAUAAUUAACUUCGAAAGUAAAGUUCAGUCAAAAAUAAUUUUUAGCUUAAAGAAAAAUUUUUGAAUUUUCAAUAUUUACUAACAGCGAAUAAAUAUUUUUUUUUGAUAAAAAUUUAAUAUCAGCUGUUGUCAUAAAAAGCCCUAUCGUAUAAAAAGUAAUUGAAAAGAUUUUUAAUUGAAAGUUUAAUAGAAGAUUUGGGUUUCGUGUGAUGAAGGUAGUUUGCUUGAAGAGACAGUAUCCUUUCUUUUUAUAAAUAAUGAUCAUUGUAAUUUAAUUUUUACUUCAAAUUUUUAAAUUCCUAAAUUAGUCUUCACGUUGGAGUAACUCAAAAUCAAUGAAUAAACGAAACUUAUAUUUCAAAUUCUAACUCCUAAAACAUAUAUGAAGAAAUACAGUAAUUUAGUAGAAAAGUCCACAAUAUUUUUUUUUAACUCAUUCAGUAUCAACAGAAUUCAGUAGUAAUUUGUUUUAUUCAUUUUUCUAAAAGUAAAAAUGCGAACUAAUAUAAAAUUAAAUUUGUCCAAAAAAGCAAAAUUUAAUUUAUUCCGAACACCUAGUCGUCUUUAAAAGGUUGAUUAAAUACUAAAAAAAGUGAUAAAUAAUCCUUUUAUAAUAAAAAAAUAUUGAUAUCUAUUUAUUGUUAGAAAAUUGGUUCACCAUAAAAAUGAAUAAAAAUCCAGCAAUAAGAAAAAAAUAAUUUAGAUUUAAAAGUUCGUCUAAGAAUAUUGAGUAUUUUUUCAAGUUUCAUUUGAUUACUUUUUUAACUAAAAUUUCUCAUUUGAAAAAUCCUUUUCAAUAUAAAGUUGAUUUAUUUAGAGUAUAACUAAAGAAAUGUAAGACCUAGAAUUUAAGUAUAAUAAAGAAUUAAAAAAGA